AGGUUGGGUGUGGAUGUUUGGCAAAAUGUUGGAAGUGGUGUAAAUGUGACGUGAUUUUGAAGUGCGGUACAGAUCGUACAGAUUACUGUAUGGCGUCAGUUGUUUACUUUGCUUUCGUAAUUUGCCAAAGUAACUGAAUUUUCUGUUGCAGUGUCAGUAACAUGCUCUGAACUCGAUUUCAUACAAACACGCAAUUUGUACUUUUAAUUGACAAUGUCGGUGGAGGAGCCACCGACUCUGAGAGAUGUUCAGGAUUUUCAGUUCAAACUUCAUAGUCGACUGAGAAUUUUCACAGCACAAGAUGGAACAUUCACGGGAGCUGUAAAUUUGGUAGCUGCAGCAAGUAAAUAUGGACUUAUAUUUGUGGGGUGCCCGACAGGUAUCCAAGUUAUUAUGUCCUCAAGCAUCCUUGAAUUGGAAUCUCAAAGUGGUGGUGCUGGAGGGGAGAUUAUUAAUUAUCCUCGACGAGAAAUAUCACUUCCCUCGCAGCCUUCCCAUCUGAAUGUCAACUGUGAUCAGAGUCAUCUAGUGGUUGCCAUUAAAAGAGAUGGUUGUGCUCAUGCUCUUAUAUAUAGUCUUCCAUCAUUUGUAGCGAAGGACAUUGUCCUGGUGACUGAAGUGCGACUGUCAUCCAAACCUGACACAUCAGUUCUGGAGUUAACAUGGAAUCCUGGUAUUACAAAUAUUUUGGCUGCCUGUCUGUCUGAUGGAAGCAUGGUGGCUUAUGAACUAAAGUCCUCUGGAGUUGAUAUCAGUACUCUUCCACCUGCUACCCAAGCAACUUGCUUCUGCUGGAGUCCUAAAGGCAAGCAGCUGGUUGUUGGCUGUGAAGCUGGAACACUAACACAAUACAAACCAGACUUGAAAGCUGUGAAGACUUUUUCACCUCCAAAUCUUGGGAGUGGCUCUGUGUCUGUUGCUAGUGUACUCUGGCUGUCCAACUAUCAAUUUGCAGCUAUAUACAGAGAUAAAAUCAACACAGAUGAGCGUCCAGGUUUGCUGAUUGUGAAUGCUCCAAAGACAGGAGCAUUAAGCUUUGUGAACUAUGAGGACAUCUGCUAUAGUGGCGGAGACCUGCGGCCACCACAGUAUUAUUUCAUUCAUCAGCCAGCCUGGAGUAUACUUAUGAUGGCAUCAGCAAAUAGCAUGGAAGUAGGCGUUAUGGGCUUGCAGGAGGAUCAAAUUUCAUGGGAGCAGUGGACCCAGGAGGAUGCUGCUCGAGCUGAGUUGCCCCUCUCACUGAACAAGCAGGAGACAUUUCCUGUGGGCUUAGGGUUGGAUACGAGCACUCAGCAUGAACUUCCAUGGGGUGACAACCAGAGAAUUGCUCCUAUGCCUGUGCUUCACAUUUUGUCCCAUCAGGGUGUGCUGUGUCUCUUCUAUGCAGUCAAUCUACGACCUGGCGCUGCUUGCAUCUGCACACCACCUGAGAAGUUACAAGAUGAGAGUGGCCUAGCAUUGUUUACUACUGUUACCAUGCGAGAUCAGAGCGGUGCUCCACCUGAAGUUAUUCUGGCUGCAUCCCCGAACUUUAUUACAAGGGAUGAUGUACCAAAAACUCCCAAUCAACCACUUGAGUUUUCAACACCAUUACAUAGUGGAAGUGCAGUAACAUCACCAGGUGAUGGUCAGGGAGGAAUGCGAUCUCACCUAGCACAGGACUUUGAGAGCAUGAGUACAUCACAGGCAUCUGGUUCAUUCGGGUUUGGUACACCCCUACCAAGUGUGUUGUCCAGUAGCUUUCAAGCUGGCUUGACUAAUACACCAUCCAUUAGUUUUGGUGCUAACACAACUGCUGCACCAGCUACUAGUUUUGGUGCUGGAUUAACUGGUACACCACUAUCUGGUUUUGGUGCUAAUCUGACUGGUACAUCAUUUCCUGGCUUUGGUGCCAAUCUGAGUGGUGCAACAUCAUCUGUCUUUGGAACUGUUAUGAAUAACCCAUCAACCACCAGCCUUAGUACAGGCUUCAGUUGUACGUCUACUAGCAGUUUUGGCACAGGCCUGAGUAAUCCACCAUCUUCUGCUUUUGGUACAAGCCAUGGUACAGCAUCAUCAAUAAGUUUUGGCACAAAUCUUGUUACUCAGUCAUCCCCUGGCACUGUUUUGUCACUGAGUAAUCCACCAAGCACUGGGUUUGGUGCAGGUCUAAAUCUAUCUGGCAGUGUUGUUCCUGCAGCAAAACCAACAUUCAGUUUUCUUUCAAGCUCAUCUACAACUGGUGCCUCUAGCUUGAAACCGGCUCCAUUACAGACUGCUACCAAUUUCACUUUCACAGCACCUGCAAUCACUUCAUCACUGGUGACUCAACAGAUUUCAAAACCAGCAACUCCACUGGUAAUUCCUCAGCUACCGAGUACGUCAAUUAAACCACAACCCAGCUUCCUUGGCAGCAGUUCAGCAUCAUUAUUGCAGAACCAAGAACAGACGGUUGACAAUUCAGUCACUGUUACUAAAAUCCCAUCUGCAUCAGUUCUUUCAUCUCAGUCAGCUAAGACUGAGGCUCCUGGAGUGUUAGAAGAUAAGGUGCCAACAAGCCAGAUGAAGCAAGUCACACCCCCUCCAACUGCUGCUCCAGCGAAACCAGCUGUGUCCCAAACAGUCAAUAACAGCGUAUUUUAUAAUGCCAUCAAUGAUGAAGUUGUACACUUUGGUAAUGAACUGGCUGCAUUACGUUCCAGAGUUAAUGGAAUUAAUGUUCAAGUGGGAACUGGGGAAGAAAAAAGGAACCUGUGUGAAAAAGCAGAUGCAAUGGAUAUUUUCUGGCGGGACCUGAAGGACACAACGCAGGCUCAGAGUUCGGAAAUACGUGGCCUGAAGUCUGUGCUUAUGGAAGCUUUUGCUUGGGUUGAAGAAGCAAAAUCUCGAUUACAGCAGCUAAACUGUCCCAUGUAUAUUCACUUGUCUCGAUCACAAUCCUUGGAUCCAGUGAGUGCACGGUGCACUGCCAGCAUCAAGCAGCUCAUUUAUUAUGUGGAGAACCAACUGCGUCAACUGAAUGAACAACUUGACAGCCAGUGGAUCGAUUUUCAGGAUUCUUGCAGGCCAAGUGUUAGGAGUAAGAUGUAUAUUCCCUCAUUGGAAUCGCUGUACCAAGCCAUGGUAAUGCAGAAUAACAUCCUCAACAAACAACGAGCUAUCAUGGCUGACAUUGCUCACAGAGCUCAAGAACAAGGGAGGAGCACACAGAUUCCUCUUAUUUCUAGUGCAGUUCUUGCCCGAGUUCGUGACAAGGAGGAUACACAGCUGAGCAAGGGGGAAACUGAACUAUCCCGGUUGGCCGAAAAUCUGGUGAAGAUGAAAUUGGGACCAUCCAAUGUGCAAACGAUCUAUGGAAUGGGAUUGAACUACCAUCGCCUAUCUCGAAAGAAGGAGUUGCUUUUGAGGGAAAUGUUGUCUCAGAGAACUGCGACACGAGUACGCCUUGCCAAACCAUCUCGCACAACAGUGGGUGGAAUCUCUGUGGGCAAACCUAUAGUCAGCAAAGUUUAUACUUCAGCCGUUACACCAUCUGUGACAUCACCUGUGACACCAGUUUCAGUUGCAGUAUCCUCCAAGGACACGUCACGGCUUUCUGCUGGUGUGGCUGUUACUGAGCUGAAACAGUCUUCUCCUACGGUUAAUGUUACGAAACCUGGAUCUUCUCACUCUCCCCUGUUUUUAUUUGGGGCAACUAGAUCUGGAGAAUUGGAUACCGUCAGUAAAAGUUUUCCCACUAGAGCUUUCUCAUCAGUAGGUGCAAAAUCUGGUCCUGCAAGCAAAGAAAUCCCACCUGGCACAAGUAUGGCAGCAUCCAGUGGAAUAUUUGCACCCACAGUUGAGUCCAGUAAAGCAAAACCUAACGUACUUGAUAGUAGUCUGUCCAGAUCAAGGAAUCAUAUAAGUGAUAUGGCAAGUAAAAGUAAUGCAGUUGGGGAUCUAUCAUUUUCUAGCACACUUCACAAUGGGAAACCUGUUGCAUCUGGCAGUUUUUCUUUUGCAGUGGGGCUUAGUAAAGCUCCUUCGGUUGGUAAACUUACUGAUUCAAGGAAAAAGUUGGAGGAUUAUUAUGAAGAACUAACACCGCCUGGAACCCCAGAGUAUUCACAUGGAGGUGUUCCUUCCACAGGAAGUUCUGUUUCUAGUUCACCAUUUACAUUUAAUUUUACUGUUACACCAACCACCACGAAAGCUGGCACUGUUUGUUUAAGUUCUGCUAGUGAAAUAGGCAGUUCCUUACAGAAGAGUCCACUUGUGUCCCUAGAUAGUAUUGUAGCAGGUAUAGGAGAUGCCAGCAGUGCUUCUGAUACUACAGCUAAGGCUAAUGUUGAUAGGAACUCCAUUGCAGCUUCAUCUGCCAAUAAUGCUUCUAGUGGAACAGCGUUUUCAUUUGGUCCAUUAUCUGUUAGCCAGCCCCAGCAAGGGGGAACUAGAUUAGGAAAGGCUGAUGAACCAAAAGAGCCCUCUGAUACUUUUAGGUUUUCCCAAGCAGGUAUAUCCUUUGACUUUGUGGCUGCUCCUCCAUCUUCAGGCACUGGUGGCAUUAUCUCUCAAGCUUCCCCUUUAAAGACAUCAGCCACAACAACAGACGUGAGCUUGAAGACACCCUUUGUAACAGGUUUUGGCACUCAAAACCAUGAGGGUAACUCAGCACCUCAAGCAAACAUAUUUGGUGGUGGUGAGAGCCAGAAACUUUCCUCUUCACCAGUUGCAAGUGGAAGCACUUCAGUUUCAGGCAGUUCAACUAAUAUCUUAGCUCAGUCUCCAACAUCUUUGUUUGGAAACCUCAGUACAGGAUCACCCGUCAAGCAGCCAGCAUCAGCUUCAUCUGAGACAACACCAGUAUUAAGUAAAGGAAGUACAGAUUCUACCUCAGCACUUGUCACCCCUUCUAAAGAGGCUGAACCACAGAAACCUGAAUCUUCACCAAAAGACCAAUCUUCUGUAAUGUUUACUGCUGCAGAUGAGAAUCACUUCUCUCAGAGCACAUCCCUGUUUGGGAGCUUGUCUAUUGGAUCAGGAGCACCUUCAAAACCAGCUUCAUCCGAAAGUUUAUUUGGAGGUGGAUCUGCCCCUGUUGCUCUAAAUUUAAUUUUUGGUAAACAGCCAGCUUCCACUGAAAGCCAGAAUGUCAGUGAUGUAAAGAAUGCACCUGAAGCUACUGAAGAUGCUGACUCAUCAAAAGAACAUUUACAAAAAUCUGAGUCUCCUUCAAAAAAUACUGAGGGCUCUGCAUCCAAACCAGUUACUACUACACCUGGUUUUAAUCAGACUCCUGCUCCUCCCGAUGACAGCUCUCAGUCUUCACAGGUGACCGAGGCCCAGGUGGUGCCAAGCACCUCAUCAGUAUUUGCUGGUGCAAAGACUGAAAAUACAACAGCUUUCAGCUUUUCUCAGUUAGAUUCCAGCCUAAGUGGACCUCAGACAUCAGCAGUUUUUGGUCAGACACUACCCACAGCACAAUCUCUAACAGGAUCCAUAUUUGGUGCUUUAGAGACACCACAGCUAACGGUGGCACCUGUGACAUCAGCUAUCAUCACUUCCCCAACAACACAGACCACUUCUUCUGCAAGCACAACAUUCAGCUUUGCCCUUCCAACUUCAGUAUUUGGUCAGAAAAGUACAAAUAUAUUUGGACAGUCAGUCAGCUCGGCUGCCCCAGCCACAUCAAGUGGCUCUUUGUUUGGUCAAUCUAUUUGUAGCCCAACAGCAUUUGGACAGAGUGAAGGAAGUAUUUUUGGACAACCUCCAGCUACAACAGCUGGCAGGACAAACAUAUUUGGACAAACAAGUGCAACCACAACCACUCCAUCAGUAUUUGGCCAAGGAAACACAAAUACUACACAGUCCAUAUUUGGUCAGGCCUCAUCAACAUCUCUUUUUGGCCAAGCACCUUCAGGUUCUUCAUUAUUUGGUGGAGGAUUUGACAGGAAACCUGCAUUUGGACAGUCAGGGGGAUCAAUCUUUGGACAGAGUGGCAGUUCUGGUUUUGGAACAAGUGGAGGUUCAAUUUUUGGAGGGGGCACAUCUGUGUUUGGAGGCUCAUCACCAUCAUCAGCUGGCAAUGUCUUCCAGUCUUCAACUGGUGGAAGUAUUUUUGGUGGCAGUUCUCCAAGCAGUGCGAGUAGCACUGGUGGUGCUUUCAGUUCUGGCUUGGGUCAGAGCAUCAGUCAGAGUGGCUUUGGUUCACCACCUACUUUCCAGAACAAACCAGGUGGGUUUGGAGGCUCUCCAGUUUUUGAUCGAGGUGCAUCAGGAUUUGGAUCUUCACCUACCUUUGGUGGUGCUCCUAUUUUUGGUGGUUCACCAACCUUUGGUAGCCCUGGGAAAAUAUUUGGAUCCACUUCUCCAACAGCUUCUAUUGGUUUUGGAUCAACAGGACAGCAGUCAUCAACAUUUGAAAGUCUUGCCUCUCAAAGCACGAUGACAUUUGGUAACCUUGCACAAAAUCAGAGUCCAGGAUUUGGUUCAUCAUCGCAGUCUAUUUUUGGAGGAAAUCAGACUCAACAGCAAGCCAGUGUACCGGCAUUCUCUACAGGAAGUAGUUCUUUUGGUGGCAGUUCCUUCUCAAGCUGGAGGUGAAAUGAAAUUAAAAUACUGAAAAUGAUGAAAAUUUCAAACUUUGCACUUUGGUGAAACAAGUUCAGUAUGGGAAAGAAUAAAUAAUUGGAUUUUUAUCUUAAGAAGUAGUACCAUUACAUUUAUUAAUGUUCAAGAUAUAUUUUGUAUGAUGUAAGUGCUGUAUUGUAACAUCCUUUUCCAAAAUAAAUUACAAAGUAUUUAUUCUCUGUUGUUCGGUGAA
Molecule: messenger RNA, 6781 nt
Organism: Cryptotermes secundus
Lineage: Eukaryota; Metazoa; Arthropoda; Insecta; Blattodea; Kalotermitidae
Gene: Nup214
Product: nuclear pore complex protein Nup214
Exons: 19
Coding region: 214-6561 (2115 amino acids)
Biological process (GO): protein import into nucleus; RNA export from nucleus
Cellular component (GO): nuclear pore
Molecular function (GO): structural constituent of nuclear pore; protein binding
Source: RefSeq, a predicted model, not a curated record